Drosophila willistoni is the source of this 404-nucleotide messenger RNA. RefSeq names its product anaphase-promoting complex subunit 13. Gene Ontology annotation, biological process: protein K11-linked ubiquitination. The transcript has 3 exons. Gene Ontology annotation, cellular component: anaphase-promoting complex. Bases 155 to 397 code for a protein of 80 amino acids. NCBI's taxonomy places the organism in Eukaryota, Metazoa, Arthropoda, Insecta, Diptera, Drosophilidae. The record is from RefSeq and is a predicted model, not a curated record.
UUACAGUCAGCUGCUCUAUCUGUUAACAAAAACUCUAAAAAGAGGACCAAGAUAAGCAGUUGAGAAUAAUAUUGAACUAUAAUACUCUAGAAACAAAACAUUUUGUUGGCAGUUUAAAACUGGGCGAAUCUCAGAUUGAUUAAUUGUAAAAGUGAUGGAUAGCCAGGCACCCAUCGACGAUCUACUCUUGGACAUUGUAGACAAUGCUUGGCGCACUGAAGUGUUGCCUUUCGAUCAGAUAUUAGUACCAAUUGAAAAAUUGCCCGAUCCAGAGGCCGAUGGUGGUGAUUCACAUUUAACUCUUAGCGAACAGGAACAAAAGUGGACUGAUUUGGCCCUUGGUUCAUUGGCGCCCGAUGCCGCUUUGAUUGACCAACUGAAUAUAACAACCAUCUAACCAACAU